AGAUUGAAAUAUGACUCUUGUCAAAGAGUAAAUAACACGGGUAAUAAUAAGUUAAAGAGUUUCCGACGAAGUCCAGAUUGGAAAUUUUCUCUUCCUCUUUCCUCCGUCGAAUCGAUUAAGAGGAAAAACGUUUGUUACACAUGUAUAUUUCAUCCGUUCCUCUUUCUGUUGGGAUUUAUCGAUAAACCGUUGCGCCGUCGUGUAUGUACAAAGGGGCACGGCUUAUCUGGAAUAUCCGUGGAAACAUUACGCGGUUCUCCACCUUAACGAAGGAAAAUGAAAGUGGGGAGUAGACGAUUUAUAAAGCGCGAGAGGCGAUUACACAACGGUCAUUCUUUACGCGAAAAGAAGCACGAGAGGGCGUACACGAUUGAACUCUCUCUUUCUCUGACGUGUACGCUUGUGCGAGUGCGAUAAAAAAGCGAAAGAUUGCACAACGUUGCGUUUACCACGCGACGAGAGGACAUCAAAGUAUUUGAAACGUUCGAGCGUGUACGAGUACCAGGAAGGAAAAAAGUAGAAUAGGAACGAGUCGACGGGCAAAAUUCCAAGCAAGGAAGUGAAGUGUUCAAACAAAGAAGUUACGAAUCGUUAAAGGACGGAAUCGGCUAUGAUCGACGUGGAAAAACUUACCGACAUGAGCUGUCAAGGACUACAAUCUUUUUCGUCGAGCACGAUGGCGGAAAGCGCAAAGCCAACGUGGAACACGAAGUCUCGAAAUUACAAAUGUUCACGCGGAAGCAACAUAACCUGUGGCAUGCUACCGACUCUACGUGCCCUUGCAUCUCGAGAAUGCAACGAUCAAGGUAGCAUCUGUAUGGUACCGCUCGACGUCGAGAUGGAUGCUGCCAGUCAUCUUCAAAUGAUUUUACUCGAGGCUUAUUGCCGUGAAAUUGGAAUAAGAGUAUCGAGAGUACCGUUACGUACGCUGCAAAACUUACUGGGUCCGGGACAUUCGGAUCUCUCCUGCGUUCUCAUCGACGAACCUUACUUCGUGGAUCCACCGGAAUGACGAAGAGGAACAAUUCAGUUUCUCUUCGGAUACGAUAUUGAAAAUUGAACAUUGACAAUACGUCGAAAAACGCGUAAAUGCGUACCCACGUGCGCUUGAAUCAGCGCGGGAGGAACAACCAUCGAACUAUACGACGAUGUUUUUUCGCAUUGAUUCGCGCCUUCGGAUUGGUCGAUCCUUCUACGCAGAAAACACACGACCUACAUCUUUCCAGCGAAUCGCUUCGUCAUCUUCUUACGUGACUUCGCUCUAUAAUGUAACAAAAGUCUAUGGAUUAUCGAUAUAGCUAUAUUUUUUCUAUUGCGUGGUACGAUUCAUAUUGAUCUGUACGAUCGAUCGUUAUAAAGAAAUAAAGAUAUAAGAAAGUUGCGAUUGGAGUUGACACGGA
Vespula pensylvanica (western yellowjacket) is the source of this 1400-nucleotide messenger RNA. RefSeq lists its product as uncharacterized. NCBI's taxonomy places the organism in Eukaryota, Metazoa, Arthropoda, Insecta, Hymenoptera, Vespidae. The transcript has 2 exons. Bases 611 to 1012 code for a protein of 133 amino acids. The record is from RefSeq and is a predicted model, not a curated record.